CCGCUCGGCCCGCACCCAUCUCGACAUUGUUUCAAUCACACACACUUCAGACUCUUGUCCCACGCAAUCUUCAAUCUCACAACACACACAAUCAGACACGCAUAUCAACCGGGCACAACUAGGCCAUCGUUCCUCAGACCUCUACUAGCACCGCAUCUAGAGUCCCAAAUCAAGCUCGCAACACUCCCAUCUCACCUGGUCAGCGCUCCACACCUCAAUCACCAUGAAGGUCUACUCGCUUUCCGUGCUCUCCGUCACCUCGGGCACCCCCGCUCAGGCUACCCUUCUCGGCACUGCCCAGGACCUGGCCAGCUUCUCCUUUUACCAGCGCGGUAGCGUUGGAGAGUUCAUGACCUUCUUCACAAAGACAGUCGCAGAGCGCACGCCCCCGAACCAGCCUUCGUCGGUCGAGGAGAACAACUACAAGGCGCAUGUCUUCCGCGUCCCCGGUCGCACUCCCGGCGGGCUCGGUUUGGCCGCGGUCAUGAUCACAGACAUGGAGUACCCUUACCGCCCGGCAUUCUCGCUCCUCACCAAGCUGCUUGACGAGAACAACUCGCUUCUCACUCAGCUCCCCAACCCCUCGGCCGCCCCAUCGCUCUCUGCGGCCUCCGCGUCCGCCUUCGGCGGCAACCCUUCACAGAACGCCGCCGGCGGCCUGGCUCCUGCUCAGAAGGGCAAGCUUGAGGGUACGUUGGCGACGUACCUCGCCAAGUACCAGGACCCAAAGCAGGCCGACACGAUCAUGAAGGUCCAGCAGGAGUUGGACGAGACGAAGAUUGUCCUGCACAAGACGAUUGAGUCAGUUUUGGAGCGUGGCGAGAAGCUGGACAACCUUGUCGAGCGCUCCAACGCGCUUUCGGCGCAGAGCAAGAUGUUCUACAAGACUGCCAAGAAGCUCAUUGUACGGCGUUUACAUGCGCACCGGCCUCGCUUCCAUUGCUUGACCAACGUAUACCGCAUGGCCAGCAUGUCGCAGCAUCAAGAGAUCAUUGUUCUCUCCGACGCGUCCGACUCGGACGAUGACAUUGCCAUUGUCGGCUCGACGCGUGCUCGUUCGACGUCGCCCUUGUUUCUCAGUCAGCGAGUCGCAAGAACACAAGUCCAGGUCGUAUCCUCGUCAGACGGGCCCAAUCCAUCGUCGGACGGGUACGACAUUUACGCCGCAAUCCGCGACUUGGGAGGCGACGACCUCGACGACCACGCCCCACCGUGGGAACGCGCAGGCCGCUCACGGCUCUCCCCGCUAAGGAGAUCACCCAGCCGUGGUCUUGAAUCUCGCCCGCCGCCAGCUGCGUACUAUGGCAGUGCUACCGAGUCGUUCGGCCCCUCGGCCAUUGCUGGACCAUCUCGGCGACCAGCCCGCGCAGCUGGUGGAUCAGGGGACCGGCGUGGUGACGAGCAACAACGGCCAAAGCAAAGGAGAUCAGCUCUCGACUCCGUCGACCAGUUCAGCAACCGAAGGUUCCCAUCCGUGUCUGCGCGAGAAGGGAGCCGAACGCCGACCCCGACAAAGACGAAGAAGCGCAAGGCGCCAGCUGGCGCCGAGGGAGCGUCGUCAAAUCGUACCCCUACUCAUCCUGAUGAAGCCGACACUGGUGAAAGCCCUCGAGCCAAGAAGAAGCGAGAGCGUGAAGAGGCGAAAGAAGCAGCAAAGGUGGAGCGCGCGCGUGCGCGGGACGAGGCAAAGGUAGGUAAUGCUGCCUGCUCAAGGACUGAACAUGAGGCCGCCAAGGAAGCAGAAAAGUCGUAUCAGACAAAGGUGAACGACGUCAACAAGCUGCGAAUAUCCAAGACGGACGCGUUGCGGGAUAUCGAGGUCCAUCUCGCCCAUGACCUCUCCCUGCCGUCGGCACCGAUUGCAGGCGCUCUCCCCGAGAUCAAGACUCGCCUCGAGGCCUCAAACUCCACGAUCCACACCAUGUCUGAGACGGAUACAGUGGUCGGAGCGACGAUACGAUUCUUGCGGCACAUUAGGGCUGAAUGGGACACCAACACCAAGAGAUACAUUCCAUUGGACCAAGAGCGGACAGAGUGGGACCCCACUGUGGUCCUUGUCUGCUCAGCAGACGACGUUGUCGACCUCGUCGCCGAGGGGGGCGAGGCCCUCGUCGAGUGGCUUGCGGAUCUCCGCCUGACUCUCCGCCUGAAGAAGGAGGACCAAGUGAUCCUUCUCGUACGCGGUCUGGACAAAUAUCACGCCAAGACGAAAUCGCUGGCCGACCGAGCGUUCAGAGACGCCGCGCGUGCGGGGCUCUCGGGCGGUCAAUCUGGCCCGUCUUCGAUCCUCGCCACGCACGGGCGUGUGGACAAGUCCGUGGUGGAGGCCGAGCUUCUGAGGGCACAGCUUGUCGAGAUGGUCUUUGUCGUUCAAGUGGAGAAGACGGAAGAGAUUGAAGACUGGGUCUUCAACCUGGCGUGCGAUGUUGCUUCCCGACCUUUCAAGCUCUUGUCCAAGUCGCACCUGCCCUUCUCGGCUCCAGACCACCCCCGCAAGGCGGCUGAGCCGGCCGAAACCCUCGAGCUGAUGCUGCAAGAAGUUCAAGGCCUGACGUGGUCGGCUGCCGGCAGCAUCGCAGACCGCUUCCCAUCCUUCCGCAGCCUCAUGGAGGCGUACGAGGAUGCGGAAGUCGAGGGCGCUUUCGCCGCCGAGGAGAUGGUGGUUGGGUGUGAGGUUCGCAGUCUCAAGAAUGGCGCGCCAAGCGAGCGCCGUAUCGGCAAGUCCCUCUCCAAGAAGCUGUACCACGUAUGGCGAGGUACCGACCCGCUCGCCUUGACGUAGUGUACUGUGCACUCUGCGGGCCUAACUUGUUCAGCCAGACGCAGCUGGUAUCUUGCCUAUCCGUGACAACCGUGGU
Molecule: messenger RNA, 2858 nt
Organism: Vanrija pseudolonga
Lineage: Eukaryota; Fungi; Basidiomycota; Tremellomycetes; Trichosporonales; Trichosporonaceae
Gene: YKT6
Product: Synaptobrevin YKT6
Exons: 10
Coding region: 224-2782 (852 amino acids)
Biological process (GO): endoplasmic reticulum to Golgi vesicle-mediated transport
Cellular component (GO): Golgi apparatus
Molecular function (GO): SNAP receptor activity
Source: RefSeq, a predicted model, not a curated record